AUGUUUGCAGCCCUGGCGUCGGAUCGUCUCGGAGCGGAUUCAAUUAUACUUGCGGCUCUAACGGCGCUCAUGGCUGCUCAGGUUAUCACGGUGAAAGAGGGCUUUCAAGGUUUCGCCAACGAAGGAGUACUAACUGUCCUUGCUCUGUUCGUCGUUGCUGAGGGGAUCACCAAGACCGGAGCGCUCGAUUGGUACAUUGGAAAGGUUUUAGGAAGCCCCACCAAUGCAAGUUCAGCACAGCUCCGUAUCCUCGCACCAGUAACGUUUGCAUCUGCCUUCCUGAACAAUACUCCUAUUGUUGUCGUGAUGAUCCCAAUCAUCCAAAAAUGGGCCAGGAACAUACAUAUUCCGGUUCAACAACUCAUGAUUCCGCUCUCGUUUGCGUCGAUUUUGGGGGGAACUUGUACACUGAUUGGAACGAGUACCAACUUAGUCGUGGUGGGUCUUUUGGAAGAGCGCUAUCCCAACGAUCCAGAUGUCAGCAUCGGCCUCUUCGACAUUGGACUUUACGGCGUCCCAGUCGCUCUCGUGGGGAUGGCAUAUAUUCUUUUUGCUUCCCCUUAUUUGCUGCCUGGUGGAGGGGGGCAGUCUCAAGAUGCCCUAAAUUCUUUGGAGAAAAAUGAAGAGAUUUUGCUUGGAGCCCGGCUGACGUCGUGGUCCCCUGCAGUUUCGAGGACUGUCAAGCGUAGUGGUCUGCGUGACACUGGAGGCAUCUACCUGGUUUCUGUAGUACGGGCAGCAACGGGCCACGCAUACCAAUCCAUUGCUCCAGAGGAGCCGCUUCAGCACGGAGAUGUUCUAUGGUUCUCCGGCUCUGCAUCGUCCGUUGGCGAUCUGCGCAAGAUUCCAGGGUUGAUCUCGUAUCAAAACGAUGAGGUGGAGAAAAUCAACGAGAAGGUCCAUGAUAGACGUCUGGUUCAGGCUGUCAUUGCCAGAAAAGGACCAUUGGUCGGGAAGACUGUGAAGGAGGUCCAGUUCCGGAAGCGGUAUGGAGCCGCGGUGAUUGCUGUACAUCGCGAAGGCAAGCGUGUGCACGAGCAUCCGGGGAACGUGAAGUUGCAAGCAGGUGAUGUGCUGUUACUGGAGGCGGGUCCUUCGUUCAUCGCCAAGAGUGGUGAGAACGACAGAUCGUUUGCUCUGCUAGCUGAAGUGGAGGACUCGGCCCCUCCUCGUUUGAGUCUUUUGAUUCCUGCGUUGUUGAUCACGGCAGGGAUGCUGGUUGUAUUUAUGGCUGACUGGACGUCGCUAUUGGUUUCUGCACUAGUGGCUUCAAUGUUGAUGGUAGCUCUUGGUAUUUUGUCAGAACAGGAGGCUCGGGAUGCGGUGAAUUGGGAAGUAUUUAUAACUGUUGCUGCAGCCUUCGGCAUUGGUACAGCUCUUGUCAACUCAGGGGUGGCAGGAGGGAUUGCUAACUUUUUGGUGGACGUAGGUACUGCAUUAGGUAUCGGGGAGGCAGGGUUGCUUGGAGCCGUGUACUUCGCAACCUUUCUUAUUUCAAAUGUGGUCACGAACAAUGCAGCGGCGGCUCUGUUGUUCCCUGUCGCGUUGAAUGCAGCGGAGCAGACAGGCACUGAUCGUGUUUUGAUGAGUUAUGCGUUGAUGUUGGGCGCGUCAGCCAGCUUUAUGUCACCUUUCGGCUACACAACGAAUUUGCUGAUCUACGGUCCUGGAGGAUACAAGUACAAAGACUUCCUUUUGUUUGGAACCCCAAUGCAGAUCGUGUUGUGGGUAGCGUCAAUUGCCUUCUUGGCGAUCAUUGAGCCUUGGUACAUUAGUUGGAUCGCUGCAGCGGCCAUUCUUGGGAUUAUCAUUGCCCUCCGGUUAUUCUGUCUUUCGCGCACAGCCCUCAGAGCUGGGGAGGAAAAAUAAGCUCACUACUCAUGCUACAUAAUUAAGAUAGGUUUUGUUUUCUUUGCU
Messenger RNA from Phaeodactylum tricornutum CCAP 1055/1, 1917 nucleotides. RefSeq lists its product with no specific name. Gene Ontology annotation, biological process: potassium ion transport; transmembrane transport. Gene Ontology annotation, cellular component: plasma membrane. Bases 1 to 1869 code for a protein of 622 amino acids. Gene Ontology annotation, molecular function: monoatomic cation transmembrane transporter activity. The record is from RefSeq and is a predicted model, not a curated record. Lineage: Eukaryota; Bacillariophyta; Bacillariophyceae; Surirellales; Neidiaceae. The transcript has 2 exons.